Messenger RNA from Aspergillus pseudotamarii, 3360 nucleotides. RefSeq names its product CeGAL family transcription factor (gene farA). Gene Ontology annotation, molecular function: DNA binding; DNA-binding transcription factor activity, RNA polymerase II-specific; zinc ion binding. The record is from RefSeq and is a predicted model, not a curated record. The transcript has 8 exons. Gene Ontology annotation, biological process: regulation of DNA-templated transcription; DNA-templated transcription. Lineage: Eukaryota; Fungi; Ascomycota; Eurotiomycetes; Eurotiales; Aspergillaceae. Bases 1 to 2709 code for a protein of 902 amino acids.
AUGAGCACAACCGGAGAAAACCACACAGAUUCUACUUCCAGACCAAGCCCGGCCCCGAGCGCCACGGGCUCAACGGGAACUUCAGGUAUUACAGUGCGAGCGGGCCCAACCGGACACAUGAGUUUCAGAAGACAACGUGCGUCGCGUGCUUGUGAGGUACGCUGCGAUGCUGCCAGUCUAGGUGUGCCAUGCACCAACUGUGUAGCUUUUUCGAUCGAGUGCAAGAUCCCCACGCCGAAACGCAAGAAGAACCAAACAAAAGCUAAGGAGAGCUCCGGCAGCGAAGAUAAUCCCCAGAAAGAAACACCCAAGGACGAGCCGGCGACGACGGACGGCAAGGAUGCCUUCGGUUAUUCCAGUAAUCGAAUGGCCGUCGACGGUAUGCCUGUUACAUCACUCACAGACUCGCAGGCCGCUCAGCAAGCCACCCAAAAUGGAGCCUAUGCCCAAUUUAUGAAACCAAAGUUUGCGCGUGCCCCGAUUAAAGAAGCUGGCCGGGUCGCUUACCUCGGCGAGUCCUCGAAUCUUUCGCUCCUGGUGCAGGACCGCCAUGGAACGACGGACGUCGUACACUAUCCCCUCCCGCCCAAUGUUCGAGGCUCUCGUGCUAGGUUGGCAGAUCUGGAUAAUCUGGAACUGGAUAUACUUCAUCAGCGUGGUGCUUUCCUUUUGCCGCCAAAACCUCUUUGUGAUGAACUCGUCGAUGCCUACUUUAAAUGGGUCGCCCCCGUAGUACCCAUUGUGAAUCGCAGCCGUUUCAUGCGGCAUUACCGUGACCCCAAGAAUCCGCCGUCCCUACUGCUCCUUCAGUCUAUACUGCUCGCUGGGUCUAGGGUCUGUACGAACCCCCAGUUGAUGGAUGCCAAUGGCUCGACAACCCCCGCAGCCAUGACAUUCUACAAGCGGGCCAAAGCACUCUACGACGCUAAUUAUGAAGAUGACCGUGUCACGAUUGUUCAGGCGUUGGUACUCCUGGGCUGGUACUGGGAGGGCCCGGAGGACGUUACCAAAAACGUCUUCUACUGGACGAGAGUGGCUAUGGUUGUAGCACAAGGGUCAGGGAUGCACCGAAGCGUGGAAUCAUCCCAACUGAGCAAGCCGGAUAAAAGACUGUGGAAGCGAAUCUGGUGGACUCUAUUCACGAGAGACCGAUCCGUAGCAGUGGCCUUGGGGCGCCCAAUCGGGAUCAAUACAGACGACUCGGAUGUUGGAAUGUUAACCGAGGACGAUUUCAUUGAGGACGAGAUUGAUAUAGCCGCCGAGUACCCGCCGGACCCCGUGCAUGUGCAGUUCUUCCUGCAAUAUGUGAAGCUCUGCGAGAUCAUGGGAUUGGUGCUUGCGCAGCAGUACUCUGUGGCUUCGAAGUCGAGACGCAUGAAUGCUAUGGACCUGACACACUCGGAUAUGGCGUUGGCAGACUGGCUGCAGAAUUGCCCCAAAGAGGUGUGUUGGCAACGACAGAAUCAUCAUUUCUGGGCCGCCUUGCUUCAUGCGAACUAUUACACUACACUUUGUCUUUUGCAUAGGGCGCACAUGCCACCAGCUUCAUCUGCUCCAAAUAGUUACCGCGUAGAAGAGAUGGCUUACCCCUCGCGCACGAUCGCCUUUCAGGCUGCUGGAAUGAUAACUUCUAUCAUGGAAAACUUGCAGACGCAUCAAGAGAUCCGAUAUACACCAGCCUUCAUUGUGUAUAGCUUGUUCUCGGCUCUGAUCAUGCACGUUUACCAAAUGCGGUCAUCUGUGCCAACGGUUGUGGCAACCUGCCAGGAGAGAAUCAAUAUAUGUAUGCAGGCUCUGAAAGAUGUCUCCAAAGUCUGGCUUGUGGCCAAGAUGGUCCGUACCCUGUUCGAAUCCAUUCUGGGGAAUAAAGCUCUGGAGGAGCGUCUCCAGAAAGCUGCAGGAAAAAGGCACCAAAGGGUACGACACGACAACACGGCCCAACAUCAGCCCCCAAGAAAACCGGAUCCGCCGAAGCGGAAGUUCGACGAUAUGGACCUUGGUUUGCCAAAUGGGGGUCCCACACCGCCAGUCUCAUAUGAGCGCUCGCGCCCUCAGACACCUGCAGUGACUCCCUCAAGGGAAAUGGGACAACCUGGAUUGAACGUUCCCCAAGGCUCUCCUACCGGUCCUCCGGCAGGCAACUCGCGGGGUAAUACGCGGCCGACAACUCCAUUCAAUGCUCAAUUUUCCCUUCCUGCAACGCCACCCGACCUGUUCCUUGUCACGCGUACUUCACCCAACCUUUCGCCUUCGCUUUGGGAGAACUUCCAGCCCGACCAGCUGUUCCCGGAUGGCACUGCCAUCUUUCCUGAGCUGACUUCCCCGCAGCACAAUGCCGUCGAUCCACAAUUGCAGAUGUCGUCUCAGUUACAGACACAAGGCAUGGAUCAGCGACAUAUGAUGCCUCAUCAGAUGUCCUCCCGAGGUCUUCCCGGAACACAAGGAAGCCCGGAGAUCAUUUCGAAUAUCCCCCCCGGGAUGGGUAUGCAAGGUCAGCAGCCACCACAGGUGUUCGGAAUGGAGAAUCAGCAGCCCUGGCCGAUGGCAGGCUUAGAAGCAGCCCUGCAUACCGGGGUGGAGGCUGCUAGCCAGGAUGACACCUGGAGUAAUAGCUCCCGGAGUGGACCAACCGCACCGACGACUUUGAACGUGGAAGACUGGUUCCAGUUUUUCGGCAUUAAUGGUAGCUUUGGCGACCUGUCAACUUGAGCAUGAAUAUGGAAUGUAUAUGCGAUGACGACCCUUCAUCAUGACAAGUGUAUAAUAUGUCUUUUUCUGCUUUUCAGAGGCUACUACAUUUAUCUGAGCCUCUUUCCCGGUUGAUGACUUGUCUCAUUGGCGGUGCACUGCCGGAAGAAUCUCCCUGGCCCUCCUUGGUAGAUGCGUGAUAAGGUUUUGACAAUCGCAUGUCUAUAAAUUUGUGGUAACGCCACUGGCAGCUGUCUUCGCGCUGUAUAAUGGUCCAUCCACAGGCAUGCAGAUGAUCGCUACAUAGACAUAGGCCUCAGUAGGGUUGGGAAGAGUUGUUUCAAGGGCAGUUCCGUGUCUGGCAUACGGAUGAGGAGUUUGUGUGAUAUCGAUUUGGGCUUUUUUUUCUGUUUCUUUUCUUUUUUUCCUCCCACCAGUUGCAUGUGAAAGGGAUUUGGAUGGGCUCGAGGUGAGCUCCUGUACAUACAUAGAAAUAUAAAGCAAAGAAUUUAAAAAGGAAAUGAAAUCACUCUGUAUUUCUGCCUCAGGCGGCGAAUGACGAAAUCGACACUUACGUGGAUCGGCCAAUGAACGGGCAGGAGUGGGGAGGCCAUCCUUACCGUGUCGGGUAAGAUAGAAUGAAGGACGGGGCGCUUCUUGAAUGACUCUUCC